Entamoeba dispar SAW760 is the source of this 450-nucleotide messenger RNA. RefSeq lists its product as uncharacterized. Lineage: Eukaryota; Evosea; Mastigamoebida; Endamoebidae. The record is from RefSeq and is a predicted model, not a curated record. Bases 1 to 450 code for a protein of 149 amino acids. The transcript has a single exon.
AUGGAGAGUGAACAAUGGUUAGAGGUAUGUCUUACACCGCAUAAUACCAUAAAUGAACUCAUUAGUGUUGUUUCUGAUAAACUCAGAAAACAAGGAAAAACUCUUACCAAUGUCGUCUGUGAAGAUGAACAUUUCACAAUUAAACAAUUAAUGGAAUCUGGUAGAUUGGUUUGUGUUGAAGAAACAACAAAAAACAAUAGCAGACCAGAAACACCUUCGUCGUCCCAAACUGAAAACACUAAAGAAACAACUGACCAAAGCUCUCCUAUUGGAAGUUGUCAUUGUUGUAAAACAAGAAAAGAAAUUUAUUUCACUUGCGAAAAAAAUAAAUACCAUAGAAUGUGUGGGCGUUGUAUGAAAAAGUUUCCUGGUGUUGUUGUUUGCCCUAUUUGCAACAAUAUUUGUACUUGUGCUACUUGCAAAAGAAAUGGAAAAAAAGGAGACUGUUAA